Molecule: messenger RNA, 677 nt
Organism: Drosophila takahashii
Lineage: Eukaryota; Metazoa; Arthropoda; Insecta; Diptera; Drosophilidae
Source: RefSeq, a predicted model, not a curated record
CACGUCACGGGAAUCCACCGAUCCCCAUAUAUGGAAAAAUAAACACAUACCUCUGGGUAAACAACCCCCUAGAAUAUUGGUUGCUGGCACCUAACGUAACCCGGAUGAGUCAAGUUCAAUGGCGAAAUGUUGUGGGCCAAAAAAAAGGGGUAUUUAAUUGCGAAAAUUGGCAUCCGUCAGCGGGCCGGAAAAUUGUCCCCUCUCCAGUCACAUUUUUAUAAAUUGGAAAUGCCCGAGCUCAGAAUCAGUCAGUUUGCUAACGAGUCUCCAUCAAAAUGUCACACGCGACCAGCUGUUUGUCUUUGCUCCUUAUUGCAAUCCUGCUAGGGCUUGGAUCUGCCCAGUACUAUACCCAAUAUAAUCCCUACUACACGCCCAGUCCCACGUUCUCCAGCUUAAACAACUAUUACUAUCAGACGACGCCGUAUCCUUAUUACUACAGCACGUAUACGACACCGAGUCCCUAUAGCAACACACAGAUUCGUAUCUGGCCCUAUGUCAUCGGACAGUAUCUGUAUCCCACCUACUACAACACCAACUAUUACAAUCCUUAUGCCUCUUUGAGUAACGCCAAUUGGCAACGGUAUUAUGCAAAUGUUUAUGGAACGAAUUCUAACUCGUAUAAUUAUGGAAAAAAGUAAUUUCUAGUUUACACUAAGUGUUUUUUCAUUUGUUAA